AUGGACAUCGAAAGUUGUGUCGAACUACCUGACGGACACCUCGUUAACCUCUCUCCAAGGCCUCAACGACAACCCCAAUACCAGGCAUACCGCGCUCAUUAUACAGCGACAGAGCUAUAUCCGACCCCACCAGCCAGAAACUCCCAUCGUGUGCCACCAUCAGAACUCGAAGACCGUCGAACCUCGUUAGAUAUCAUGUAUCAAAAAGAGAAAACAACCAAGCUUCCGGUGCCGAAGUCCUUCGCUGAGAGGGCAAGGGAGCAGAGAAAUCAAACCCCUAGCCCUACCGGAAUCCCUAAAUCAUCAUCGGCCGCGUUUUCAUUGGGGGGAUCUGGUGGUCCGUCUGCGGACCGGGACCGAAGCAUAGGCAUGCGGAAAAUACGUGGCAGGUUUGAAAAGGAAUCACCUUUGUCACAGCGCGGCUCUUAUAUCCGAUCAAGGGAAAGCGAUAGAGUUCGAUCUGAAGGGAGUGCGAAUUCCUGGCAACAGCACAAGCAUCCAGUCAAAACAGUCUCGGAAGUCCAACCAUCGCAACGCGGAGCGAGCAAUCCACGAAGUGGCAUCCCCAAUCCCAAUACCAACCUCAAUAAAGCGGUAUCGAGCCCGCGUUAUGAUUCUCGCAAUGCCGAGCCACAAAAUAAGUGGUUAAAGGAGGGAGGUCAGUGGGUUAAUCGAGAUACCCGCGAGAGUAUGCAUCAGAGAUCGGAAGCAACAGACACGACCACCGAUUCCAGCCCCCGGUCUCAUCCUUCAAUCUCGCCGGUUUCCGCCGAGGACUCGAUGACAGACUGUGACUGGGAGGACAGAUUCGUCGUUCAUAUGCCCUCUGCAAAGGAUCCCAACCCACCGACCAUGACUGAAGAUCAAAUUGCCGAUUAUCAAAGAAGCAUUGAGAAAGUCCAUCGGGAGGGAAACCGAAUGCUUGACCCAAAUACUCGACCAAGCCCACGAGGCUCACCGAGCGAGGGACGACGUAAUUCCUCGACAUAUCAAGAGAGGCGAAGAAAAUCAGAUCAAUCCAAGACCAAUGAAAGCGCGGUACCAGAGCCACAACAGCCUAAGGGGGAAGUCGAAAAGCUGAAAGUUCCAGCUUCCCAGCCUCAUGGGCCUCAGGCGGACACCAACUAUUAUAGCCCUGAUGAAAUUGGCAAAAACCGCAUUAGCACUAUAUGGGAGGAGUCUCCCACAAAGCCCAGAGAGAAGCGGAGAUCUCACACUGGAGAUGGUUCCUUCUUGGGGUGCAAGGAAAUCAAUAAUUGCCCAAAAAACCCUGACGAAAUUCUACUCUUCUCAUCAGGGGAAGACUCUACCACUCUACAACCCCGUCCACUUGCAGUGCGCGCAAAAAAGAGACAGAAGGAGAAAGAGGCCCAGGUGGCGCGCAAUUCAAUGGAGAAAACUGUUAUACAAGAAGAAUGGUCCCAAGUUUCGCGAAAUUCGAAGGGCAAGCAUACACCAGUGACCUUGUGCCAGGAACAAGAAUGCCCUGAUAAUCAGGUCUCAACUCCAAGCUCUCAGGGCUCGAGUAAAGAGAACUCGCGUCCCAGGCCAAGCAUUGAAAAUUCUCCAGGUAGAAUGGACGGUGGACGUGGUGAUGAUGUGUUCAUUAUCACACCUACUGUCACACGUACUAUGCUUCCUACCCCGACACCAGAGAAGGUGGCAAAGGCAGAAAAGAAAAUCUCUGUUAUAAAGGCGCAAGGGCUACGACGUCCUGGUGGAACUGGUCAAUCUGGAACUGGAGAGGCCGUUAAGGCUGUUCGGGCAAAGGCCCAGGUCAUUUCUACACCUGCUGGACUACGACAUGUGUCAGGAAUUGCGCAAGUCAAGUCGGCUCUUCCAUCGCUUACCUCUUUGAAGACAACUCCAUCUUCAUCGCCUUCUAAAGCGACCCAUGUUAUCAGCACUCCUGCGUCAAAAGAACAAGACCUAAAAGCAGAAGACGAGAAAGAAAAAGAGCUGAAGGUUACGGAGUUGAAAGUGACAGAGUCGAAAGACGCAGAUUCGAAAGACAGUGAUCCGAAACCAAAGGAUAGCCCCAGCCAACGGAAGGAAAAGGAUAAGACCGAGAAACCAAGCAGUUCUAUCCGUGGUUUCAUUCGUACCUCCGGACUAGCAAGAUCUACGGGGCUCGUCAGAUCACCAACCGAAAGUCUGGCGACAAUACUCCGCAACGGAACCGAAUCUUUGCGCAAUCGCGCGGAAUCCCUACGCAAUGGCUCAGGAUCUCUCGGUAGCCGCAAGGGCUCAAGCUCCUCUGUGUCUCAAGCCUCACCACCGACUAGAGACAAUUCAGAAUCUUCAAGAUCUGCCAGGUCCUUCAUAUCAGCGAAAGAGACUCCGCCAUCCUCUACAAAGUCAUCUCCAGUUAAAAAUAAUUCACGGAAUGCCGGGAUUUCUCUUGAGAAACCUCCUAUCCAAGAGAAGCCACCUGCAGUGGAGCCAGAGCCCCCAGUCAAGAAGGCCACGCCUCCACCAGAGAAGGAAAAGACACCUGAGAAGCCUGGAAAAGCAGAAAAACAACCUCCUACUGCUGAACAGCUAUCUCGAGCCGAACGACUAGAAAGGUUCAAAGAACAAGCCCGACUCCGAAGGGCAACGAAAGUUGUGGAGAUCGCAGAAUUGGACGGGCAGCAAGUAGCCACGUCCAAACAGAGUCUGCAAGCCAAUAUAACGGAUGUUCACGACGAUCUUCACAAUCUCUCAUCAGGAGAAAAAGAAGAGGAGUCCCCCAAGGAAAUCUCCACCAACAUCACCAUCACCACCGACAACGACACAAACACCAUCGCCCUCUCCCUAAUCUUCGAAAUCGUUUUCUUAGCGAUAACAAACAUGCAUAAAUUCGCUCUCCAAACAACCGACAGUCCAUACAUCAAGUUCGUGAUCACGAACAUCUUGAACAUGACCCGCCAUUGUUACCAUGUCUUCAGUACAAUCUGCAGUACUAUCUCGGUUUACCAGAACACGGGUUCUUGGCCUAAAGCCAAGAAUGAUCAGGCUAUUAGCCGAUUCUUGGUCGAGUUCCUGCAAGCUAUUGUCUAUUUGUUUAUUCUUGGUUUUGGGGCCUUGAUCGCCGGUCGUGCGGCUGGGUAUGUGGUUCUCGUGGGCACCUGGAUUGUUUGGUUUGCUAGGCCUUUUUCUUGGGCCUUUCAAUGUGUUACUCAUGCUCUUAUAACAUGA
This is a messenger RNA of Penicillium longicatenatum, 3180 nucleotides long. RefSeq names its product putative NTP binding protein. The record is from RefSeq and is a predicted model, not a curated record. The coding region runs from base 1 to 3180 and encodes 1059 amino acids. The transcript has a single exon. NCBI's taxonomy places the organism in Eukaryota, Fungi, Ascomycota, Eurotiomycetes, Eurotiales, Aspergillaceae.